AUCCCAUGCCAAAAUAUCAAACGCCGUGUCUUCAUCAAUGUCUCUCCUACACUCCCUUCUCUUGCUCUCGCUCUCGCUCCUAGCUCGAGCCGCCGUCCCUCCCUCCGCUCAGUUCAAGUUCGUCAACGAAGGCGAGUUCGGGCCUUACGUCGUCGAGUACGGCGGCAAUUACCGGACCACCAGCAUCUUUAGCUCCCCGUUCCAGCUGUGCUUCUACAACACUACCCCCAAUGCCUUCACGCUGGCCCUGAGGAUGGCCACCACGCGCUCCGAGUCGCUCUUCCGCUGGGUCUGGGAGGCCAACCGGGGCAGCCCGGUCCGCGAGAACGCCACCUUCGCGCUCGGGGCCGAUGGCAACCUUGUCCUGGCCGACGCCGACGGUCGGGUUGCGUGGCAAUCCCGCACCGCGAAUGGAGGCGUCGUCGGGUUCAAAUUGCUCCCCACGGGCAACAUGGUCCUCUACGACUCCAGGGGCAAGUUCGUGUGGCAAAGCUUCGACUCGCCCACGGACACCCUCCUCGCGGGCCAGUCCCUGCGGGCCGGAGCGGCGAGCAAGCUCGUGAGCCGGGCCUCCGAGGCGGACAACUCCAAUGGGCCGUACAGCAUGGCGAUCGAGCCCAAGCAAUUGUCCCUCUAUUACACCAGCAAGAACUCCCCGAAGCCGCUGCUCUACUACACGUUCGCCGCAUCCAUGUACCUCGCCAACGAGUCCUUGGCCGAAGUGACCCUCGAAAGCGCGCCGGAGACCGCCGAGGGCUUUGCCUACGAAAUCACCCUGAAAUACGCGGCCGCCGACAAAACCAGCGGCGUGGGCGGCGGGGGGCUCAUAUUGGCCCGGCCCAAGUACAACGCCACGCUGACCAUACUCAGGCUCGGGAUCGACGGCAACCUCCGGGCCUACACGUACUACGACAAGGUGGACUACCGGGCAUGGGAGGUCACCUUCUCCCUCUUCUCUCGGGACGGGGACUGGGACACCGAGUGCCAACUGCCGAGCCGGUGCGGGAACUUUGGGCUCUGCGCAGACAGCCAGUGCGUGGCGUGCCCGUCGGCCCGCGGGCUUCUGGGCUGGAGCGAGAGCUGCGCGCCGCCGGGGGUCGCAAGCUGUCGGCCUGGCGACUCCGACUACUACAAGCUGGUCGGGGUGGACCAUUUCCUGAGCAAGUACACGAAGGGUGAUGGGCCGAUGAAGGAGGGGGAUUGCGGGGGCAAGUGCAGCAAGGACUGCAAGUGCUUGGGUUAUUUCUACAACCAGGAGAGUUCACGGUGCUGGAUCGCUUACGAGCUCAAGACACUGACCAAGGUGGCUAAUUCCACGCACGUGGGAUAUAUCAAAGUGCCCAAGAAAUAAAUCUUAAAACUCUUGUUUUCUUGGUCUUCGUUUUGUUUAUUUGACUUUCGGAGAAACUUGUAUUGUUGUGGUGUCCCCCAAUAAAUGACAACGAUGAGGCUUUUCUGUU
Molecule: messenger RNA, 1460 nt
Organism: Rhodamnia argentea
Lineage: Eukaryota; Viridiplantae; Streptophyta; Magnoliopsida; Myrtales; Myrtaceae
Product: epidermis-specific secreted glycoprotein EP1-like
Source: RefSeq, a predicted model, not a curated record